Messenger RNA from Tilletiopsis washingtonensis, 1944 nucleotides. Its product is annotated as CoA-dependent acyltransferase. Lineage: Eukaryota; Fungi; Basidiomycota; Exobasidiomycetes; Entylomatales. Gene Ontology annotation, cellular component: mitochondrion; cytoplasm. The record is from RefSeq and is a predicted model, not a curated record. The coding region runs from base 90 to 1571 and encodes 493 amino acids. Gene Ontology annotation, molecular function: lipoic acid binding; acetyltransferase activity. The transcript has 3 exons.
CGACCACCAUCUGCACCUGCUCGCUCUAGACAUCAAGCUGGCCGCCUCUCGUGCUUCCAUCGUCUCGUCCUGCUCCACUCGCCCCUGCCAUGCUCGCCGCCCUCAGUCCGGCCGUGCGCCGGCCGCCAGCACAUCUCCUCGGCGCCCUCGGCCGCGUCGCGUCCCGUCGUGCGCUCUCGCAACGCAGCGCUGCCGCUCGUGGCAGCCGCCUCCUGGUCGUGCCCACACCUGUCUCCUCAAGAGGCGUCAGCGCCGUGCGCAGCUUCGCGUCGAGCAGCUCGCGGCCGGCGCGCCGCACCGUCGACUACCUCCUCGCCGAUGUCGGCGAGGGCAUCACCGAGUGCGAGAUUAUCAAGUGGUUCGUCUCGACUGGCACCGAAGUGUCCGAGUUCGACGCGCUCGUCGAGGUGCAGUCCGAUAAGGCCUCGGUCGAGAUCACCUCGCGCUAUGCGGGACGAGUAGUCGAGACGUGCUACUCCGUCGGCGAAGUCGCGCGCGUCGGCUCGCCGCUGUGCCGCAUCGAGGUGGACGACGGCGAGGCGGGCGAUGCGGCGCCAGAGCCUGCUGCGCCGGAGCCUGCCAAGCCCGCAGCGGCAGCACCAGAGGCAGCCGCGCCAGAGCCAGAAGCUGCUCCUGCCGCAGCGUCCGCCCCAGAAGAGCCCUUCGCUCGCGGCAAGCACGCCUCGUUGGCCACGCCGGCUGUGCGGAGAAUCACGCGCGAGGAGGGCAUCGACAUUGCCUCGGUGCCCGGCACGGGCAAGGACGGGCGCGUCACCAAGGAGGAUGUGCUGGGCUUCGUUGCACGGCGCAAGGAGGGCGGCAGUAGCAGCGGCGCACCGGCGCCCGCACCUGCCGCGCCGCAGGCCGGCGAGCAAGUCGUCGAGAUGAGCUCGAUCCGGCGCGCCAUGUUCAAGGGCAUGACGGCCACGUGGGCCGUGCCGCACUUUGGCUACUCUGAGGAGGUCGACGUGACGGAGCUGGAUGCACUGCGCAAGUCACUCGCAGUUGCGACGGGCAGCAAGUUGACGCUGCUGCCGUUCCUGCUCAAGGCUCUCUCGCUCGUGCUGCCCGAACACCCACUCUUCCGCUCCACGCUCGACGCUGCUUCGACGCCGGCCAAGCUGCGGCAACGCGACUCGCACGACGUCUCUCUGGCCCUCUCGUCGCCCUUCGGCCUGCUCACGCCCUCGCUGCCCGACCUGCGCACACUCUCCAUUCUCGAGAUUGCAGCGCACAUCGCCUCACUGCAGAGCAAGGCGAGCGCUGGGCCGCUUUCGCGCGCCGACAUGGGCCGGCCAGCAACACUCACGCUCUCCAACAUCGGCGCCGUGGGCGGUACGGCUGCGGCGCCUCUGCUGCCGCCGACGGGCCAGCUGGCCAUCGGCGCCGUGGGGCGCACCAAGCUGCUGCCGCGCUACGACGCCGCGGGCAACAUCGUGCCGCGCCUGCUGCUGCCGACGUCGUGGAGCGCAGACCACCGCGUCGUCGAGGGCGCCGAGCUGGCACGUCUGGUGGCGCAGUGGAAGGAGAUGUGCGAGCAGCCGCAGAGCUGGCUAGCCAGAUUGCGCUGAGCGACAAUGUCACCCAUGCAUGCCUAGAUACUGAGAUUGAGCUGUCGAGAUCAGCGUCUGACGCCUGCAGCUGUGCUCUCGCUUCGAAGCGCCAGCAGGAGAUGUGUUGGCACAGCCUGAAAGCCAGCUGCUGCUUCGCGGCCAGGAGCAGGUUGGCGGCGGCGUCUGCGCGGCAGGUGAGGCGGCUGCUCGAGGCCAUGCGCUCCGCAGAUGGCUCAGAGGUAUCCUGUCAGGCGAUGUAGCAUCGGUGUCGGCUCGCGCAGGGGCAGAGUCUGAAAGUGAGGAGCAAGCUAUGGGCGGCGAGCGAGGGCGCAGACGGCAGCGUGGGAACAAAGCUGCAUGCGCUGCCGCGGCAUUUUGGCGCUGCCGGCGC